AUGCAGUCGUCUGUAGAAUGUAGAUCGAGCAACGCGACGUGUUCCCUUGUAGCGGGAGAGACUACCCAAGUGGUGGUGAUGUCAUCGUCUCCCGCGGUAGCCAGACCUCUGGCGAGCGACGGGGAGAGGAUGAUAUUGGAAGUUGUUAACUAUUCGGUUAUCUGUGGUCUUCUCAGUCUGUUCGGUGUGGUCACCAAUGUCCUCAACAUGGUCGUUUUUGUCAAGAUAGGAUUUCAGGAAAGCAUGAACAUAAGUCUUAUGGGUCUUGCUGUGUCCGAUCUGCUGUCCCUUGUGUCUAUGAUCUUCAUAAGUAUCUGCUUCAACCCGCUGUUUGCAAACGCCCCUCUUCCCUUUAGCGUGGAUGAGAUCAUGUACAUGGUAGGAGGGCCUCCUCAUGUCUGCUUCGCCAGAAUCACAAGCUUAAUCACCGCGUUCAUCACCUUCGAGAGGUGCCUGUGCAUCGCCGUUCCUCUGAAGGUCAAGAGGAUUAUUACUCCCGGAAGGACGAAGGCUAUCACCUUAUUCUUCUUUAUCCUCAUAUUCAGUGUAUUUUCUCCUUUUUAUUACGGGAACAAUUUAGUUUGGGCUUUUGAUACCGCAAGAAACGCCACCAUGUUCAAAAUUGUAUCCAGGGAUAAUCACGUCUUGUUGGAAACCAUUACUUUCAUCACGCACGGAGUGGUGAUCUCCACGUUUUCCUUCGUCUUCACCAUCUUCUGCACCAUCGUUCUUGCUUUUAAACUAACCAGUAAAACAAAAUGGCGGCAAGCCACAGCUACCAGAGGCGAUGGAUCGUCGGAAGGAAGAGGGCUCAAGGAUAAAAGGGUCGUGAAAAUGGUGGCGUUUAUCUCUACUAUGUUCAUAGUUUGUUUCUUGCCUGCCACCUUGCUUCAUUUUGUUAUGGCUCUCGAACCCAACUUCCGUUUUGGAAAAACGUAUCACAACGUUUACAUGAUCUCGUGGUCUGUCUCGUUCGUCACGGAGACAGUCAACUCCAGUUUUAACUUUUUCGUGUACCUGAAAAUGAGUUCCAAAUUUCGAACUGUGUUCCUGAAAACGUUUUUGAAUUUGGAGGAAAAGAAAUGA
Aplysia californica (California sea hare) is the source of this 1086-nucleotide messenger RNA. RefSeq names its product probable G-protein coupled receptor 139. Gene Ontology annotation, molecular function: G protein-coupled receptor activity. The record is from RefSeq and is a predicted model, not a curated record. Gene Ontology annotation, biological process: G protein-coupled receptor signaling pathway. The transcript has 3 exons. Gene Ontology annotation, cellular component: plasma membrane. Lineage: Eukaryota; Metazoa; Mollusca; Gastropoda; Aplysiida; Aplysiidae. Bases 1 to 1086 code for a protein of 361 amino acids.